AUGCCCAGACAUUUCUAUAUAAAAAAAUCAAAACUGAUUGUCCCACUAGAAGCUAUUACACUCCCAAAUGUUUACCAGGAAGAAAUACAGAGAAGGUAUCUGGAUAUAUUGGACUCUGAGAAACAUUUGAAACCAUUAGAAGAUUUACCAUGGUGGCAAAGAGCGCAAAUAGAAUCUAGAUUUAUCAAAGAUAAGAAAAUUGGAUUUUAUAAAAACUUGUUAGAGAUUGAAAAGAUUAUUAUACCCAUGGACCUAAAACUUAUACGAAGACUUUAUGUACUUUUAAUUGAUUAUUUGCUCUUGGAUGAGAUAGUGAAAGGGAAUAUGAUUCAAUGGGCCCAGAAUAUAGGGCAUAAUAUUAACUUGGAGCAGUGGGACCAAAUAUGGAAGAAAAACAUUAAGAUUACUAAAGCUAUUUCUUAUAAAGAAAAUGUUUAUAACAUGUUUAAUAGAUGGUAUGUAACACCUGAAAGGUUAGAUAAAAUUGACUUAAAAUGUUCCAAUAAGUGUUGGAAAGUGGAAGCUCUUCAUUUGGGAACAUUAAUGGCUGCCUAUGGAUAUUUCUUUCCUAUCUCAGACCAUGUUCUAACACUGAAGGAUGAUGGUACCUUUUACCGGUUCCAAACACCUUAUUUUUGGCCAUCCAAUUGUUGGGAGCCGGAAAACACAGAUUAUGCGGUUUACCUCUGCAAGCGAACAAUGCAAAACAAAGCACGGCUUGAGCUAGCAGACUAUGAAGCAGAGAGCUUGGCCAGGUUACAACGAGCAUUUGCACGGAAAUGGGAGUUUAUUUUUAUGCAAGCAGAAGCACAAGCAAAAGUGGACAAGAAAAGGGACAAGAUAGAGAGGAAAAUCCUCGAUAGCCAGGAGAGAGCAUUUUGGGAUGUACACCGGCCAGUGCCUGGAUGUGUAAAUACUACUGAAAUGGAUAUUAAAAAGUCUUCUAGAAUGAGAAAUCCUCACAAAACAAGGAAGUCUGUCUAUGGAUUACAAAAUGACAUUCGAAGUCACAGUCCCACACACACACCAGUGCCAGAAACUAAACCACCCACAGAAGAUGAAUUGCGUCAAGAGAUAAAGUAUUGGCAAAUACAGCUAGAUAGACAUCGGUUAAAAAUGUCAAAAGUUGCAGAAAGUCUAGUACUUUACACUGAGCAGUAUGUGGAAUAUGACCCAUUUCUAGUGGCACCUGACCCGUCUAAUCCCUGGUUGUCAGAUGAUACCACUUUCUGGGAAAUAGAAGCAAGUAAAGAGCCAAGUCAGCAAAGGGUAAAACGAUGGGCCUUUCGCAUGGAUGAAGCCCUGAAAGACCCUGUAGGAAGAGAGCAGUUCCUUAAAUUCCUGGAGUCUGAAUUCAGCUCAGAAAAUCUGAGGUUCUGGUUAGCGGUAGAAGAUUUGAAAAGGAGACCAAUACGGGAAGUCCCUGCCAGAGUCCAGGAAAUCUGGCAAGAAUUUCUUGCACCUGGAGCCCCGAGUGCCAUUAACCUAGAUUCAAAAAGUUACGACAAAACCACACAGAAUGUGAAGGAAGCUGGCCGAUAUACUUUUGGUCAUGCUCAGGAGCACAUUUACAAAUUGAUGAAAAGUGAUUCAUAUCCUCGUUUUAUACGAUCCAGUGCCUACCAGGAACUACUACAGGCCAAGAAGAAGUUUGGAAACACAAUGGAUCGCCGGACGUCUUUUGAAAAAUUCACACGCAAUGUGGCAUUACAGACGCCAAGGGACUCGCUAACCUUUCGAUGCCUCCAUUUUGAAAACUCUCUGCUCACUUUCGCCUUCAUAUCAAGCUGGAUCUGUCUCUUUUUAUUUUCUGCAAGUUCAAGUACAGUGAAAAAAAGCUUCCGUCAGGCACAGUUUAUUUACAAUACUGUCAGUCACAAACUGGAAGAUGUGUAAAACAAAUUUGAAUAUAUUCAUAAAUAUACUUACU
Gekko japonicus is the source of this 1930-nucleotide messenger RNA. It is a transcript of the gene RGS7, whose product is annotated as regulator of G-protein signaling 7. Bases 1 to 1896 code for a protein of 631 amino acids. The transcript has 15 exons. Lineage: Eukaryota; Metazoa; Chordata; Lepidosauria; Squamata; Gekkonidae. Gene Ontology annotation, biological process: regulation of G protein-coupled receptor signaling pathway; G protein-coupled receptor signaling pathway. The record is from RefSeq and is a predicted model, not a curated record.